Molecule: messenger RNA, 4661 nt
Organism: Daldinia caldariorum
Lineage: Eukaryota; Fungi; Ascomycota; Sordariomycetes; Xylariales; Hypoxylaceae
Exons: 1
Coding region: 375-4142 (1255 amino acids)
Source: RefSeq, a predicted model, not a curated record
ACUUGAGAUAAGCUUGUAAUUACCUUGGAAUUACUUCGUACAUUAAAGUAGAAUAGACUCGAUUUUAUGCAGAGAACACCGGCGAUGAAAGAAAAUUGUUUGCUUAACAUUAAAUAAAGAGCAUUAAAGUCAUUAAAGUCAUCAAGUUCAUCAAGUCACCGUUAAUUUCAUCAUAUACGUACCCGGCCAAGCACUUUUGUUCAUGAUCCCCUUGUCUUUAUUUCUUCUUCUAUUACAUAGUAGCAGCUUAUUGGAAACCUCCAAAAUGUUCAGGUCUCUCGCCGAACAACCUCAAAGGAGAUAGCAUAUAGCCCAUCAAAUCCUUUAAAGCGUCCCUUCGGCACACGAGAAGGUAUCCCGAUAAGGCCGAUGCUAUGGGCACGAUGAAGGAAAAUAGCGGCGAUGCGCUCACCACUUACCAAAGCCGAAUACCAACCCCGAGGUCCUCGCAUAGCCGUGGCAGUUACGAGAUUGGCGAAUCUAGUGCUGCCGCAAGCCUCAACGAGCCUUCGACAGGUACGACAACAAUAAGCCGUUCUUCUCGCAUAGACCACGACGAAUCGAACUCGAGCCCCUAUGCGCCGGAUCAGGGAGGUAAGGACUCGAAUCAUGAGGUGCAUAAGCGGCGCCGGCCACACAAACCCCGAUCGAGCGGAGGCUUUCUCCUUGCCAAUCCCCUUAUAAACGAACCACAAAAGCAAAGAUCGACGAGUCGGGAUGACGGACGUAGACGAUCACGCAUACCGUUGGAUGGCCGCAAGGGAAAGGGGUCCCUGGCUGUACCGGACAAGUCCAAUGCGACGGGCACUUCUCCGAUGGGGCUGGGUAUUGAUGGGCAGGAGAUGAGGAGGUCGAGCGACGGUCAAACACGACGAGCAAUAAGCCCGGCAUCCGAAGAAGAGAGGCGGCAUAGCCACGGCGGACGAGGAAUCUCGAGGAUACCAACUCCAACUCCGCGACCUAGUACGGCCCCUCUCGAUGUCGAUUCUACCCAGAUCGUGAACAUGGCUCUUAACUUGAGCGAAUCAAGACGUCUGGCCGAGAGGAGAAACAUGUCGAGUCCGAUACCUCCCCGUCUCGCCCAACUUCCUGAUAAUCUGGCUGGGGGUAGUCUUAAGCACCACUUGCAGCAGCAGAGGAGGACUUCCCGUACUAUUUCUCCACGACCUGAUAAAAGCUUGUCUCCGAGGAUUAUUUCGACAUCGUCGAUGGCUAGCCCGCUGCAAUCUUUCGAUCACGACGGCGCCUAUCAAUACCAUUUCUCCUCUUCAACUCUCAAUCGGGCGCAGAAGGCAAAAGAACACCUCGAGCUGAUGGCUCAGUACAGGAGAUUAUUGCAAUUUCUCCCUCCACUCAAGCAAGAUGCCCGUUCCCGACCUUCCUCUUCUGGUCUUUCGACGUCCUCCGGGGCCCUUGGGUCGCCUUUGAACCCUAUUACUGGUGCACCACAGGUCUCGCUAGGUCGACCUUACAACCCCCUUCAAUAUAUACGAAAUCGGAAGGUGCGAGCCCGAGAACGCAGAGCUAUUGAUGGGGAGGCACAAGGGUUUUCGGACGUCUCGAGGGUGACGGAUUGGAUCGACGAAACGGCGACGUCCGCAGCUACGUCGGCUCUAUCACUUGGGCCUUCUUCUCUUCCUCAUUUUCCAGGAGCGCACGAAAAUCCCGAUCAAGACCUCCCCCCUUCUAAUAUUCCAAGGCCGAUCUCGACGGUAGCGAAACCUAAGCGACUGAGAAUAGAUUGGACCAUCGAUCCUGCGGAUAUGCUUGCGGACGCCUACUGGUUAGAACAGGGAGACAACAAAUAUCUCAUCGAAGACCGUCAUUAUUCCAAGAUUUAUCCGCGGAAAUUGGAGCCUCAAGUUCCGAUGAAUAACCAGACGAACGAGCCUAUUGCAUCCGCCCUGCCCGCAUCGUCUACUAAGGAGGGCGACGUGGGUGAUGUGGCUGCUGCUUCGGAGACAGACCGCACAAGUCCAACUAAGCUAGAGUUCGAGAUACCUAUCUUAAGCGCGCGAGAUCGUGCCCGCCAAAAACUUCAGGAUUUGAGGGGGAUGCACCACAAACCGAACGCCUCCCAUAGCCACGACUUCUUACGGUUCAGGAAAGGUUCCUUAUCCGAUACGUCGGAUAGCGAGAGCGACCGCAAGAGACGAAAUCGUACCGGUACUAUUAGUGCUAGCGGUACGGAUCUGCUAGAGAAGCAGAUGAUGGAUAUGCUGGCAAAGGAGGCCGAUGAGGAACAGAAGGUUUCGGACGAGGCUGAUAUCGGACGUCUCAAACAGCUGCCGGCAAGGAUGGCGACGCCCGAAAAGGCUUCCCAUUCCCUAGAGCAAAUGCAUAGCGGCAAAGACUUACGAAUCGACAUGUCUGACAACUACGAGAAAGUCGGCCGCGGAAGGGUAUCGCAGGGGUCUUCGGUAGGUUCGGGACGUGCCAGUCUCGAGGUCCCCGGUCAGAAUUACAGAGUAUCGAUGGACUCUUUAAGGCCGGAGUCGCCAGAGACAAGAUCACGAGGUCGUCAUCUUUAUCUGCCGACUACAGGCGUGGAUGUCUCCCCGCCCAAUAGCCGACCGGGAUCUCCCGGGCGGAAGCCUUUCUCAAGGGUCAAGAGCAUCUUUCGCGAUCGUAGUAAGGAGCGAGAACGUGGUGCCGAUUAUCUGGUUCGCGAGAGAGGCGACAAAUUGGACAGUCCCGCCGAGCCGCCCGAACUGCUAAGUCCUACUGCUGGAACUACGGACCGGGUUGGUUCUCCCGACAGGCGUAGGUCUAAGAGCCUGACGCGCAGACUCAACCCGCGGAAUACCAACGAGGGUCAUAAACCGCAACGUAGCAUGGGAAGCAUCAAGAUGAAAGCUGACGAGCAGCCCGGCCUGCGGAGUAUUUUCAAAGGAGGUGCCAAAUUAGAUGGCAUGAUACGAGGCGGCGUUUCUAAGGUCACCGAAUUGCUAUGGAAGAAGGAUUCUGACGCCGAGGAUGUUUCGUCACCUUCGUCAACUGACGAUCCGGACGAGGACACUAAACGAGGCAGAAUUAGGAGCUCUUUUACCUUAUCUCGUAGCAGCUCGCGGUCGCGGCGUCGGGAUGAGAGCAACCGUCAGAAGAAUUACCUCGACGUUAUGCCUCCUUUCAAAUCGGCUUCGGCAUCUCACGACAAGCCGGCUGCUGGAGAGCUGGAACCUCUCGCUUUAUUACAUACUACAUCUCGACCUACCAGGUCGCCUAGGUUCGACCGACUGAAACCCCCUCGUAUCGACAUCCGUAGAGCCUCGUCCUCGUCCCCGACGGAGCUCGAACAAACCAGGUCCCAUCAAAUCCGCGAUUCGGAUAUAUCCGACACGGAAUCGCGCCCGCGCGACUCGGUCGAUAAGCCGCGGGAUGCGCUGACAGAUUUGGCCGAGAUACCCCCUCUUCCACCUCCGCAGAACCGACCCAGACUUGGUUCUCGGACAUUAUCGGGGAGCGCUCGCUACUGGUCGGUUUCGGACGCCAGCCGGACCCUCCAAAGCACCCAGCUAUCCAGGCGCGAGAUGGCACGUAUCCGCGCGUUAAUAGUAUGCUCCGGCAUCAAGGCCAUGGAGAUCUCGCGGCGCGCACACGAGCAAUAUGCGCUCUCCGCCCUUAACGAUAAAAGCGUCGGGCUGCCAUGGACCUAUAUCCGCCAAUUCCUACCAGACAAAUCGGCCGAUAUUGUCGUAUCAGAGGCUCAGCUAUACCCGACUACCGGGCGCAUACUGUCGGACACGGUUACUCGUUCCAUCCAAGCCUCGGAAACUAGCACGGCGCGAUUCGCAGGCGAGACUGUACCUGCGUUGUACAGGCGCGUAGAUGCUCUGCACGCCCGCGUGGGCGGCGACCUCAUGGAGAUGACGCGACGGGCUGCGGACGAGGCGGACGAAGUCAACCGCGACCUGGUGGACGCGCAGCGACUUAAGGCGAAGAGCGUGACGGACACCAUGGAUAAGAUGCUGCGACGCCGGAGACGGCGGUUCCGGUGGGUUCGUCGCGUCGGCUGGCUAGCGGUCGAAUGGGUGCUCGUCGGGUUCAUGUGGUAUGUCUGGUUCGUGGUGAUGCUCACACGUAUAGUACUAGGCGUGGGAAAGGGCGUCGUAGGAGUCGCGAGGUGGUUGCUUUGGCUGUAGCGCUACCCUCGCGAGGAGGAAGGGAAGGGAGGGGAAGAAAAAUUAAUACGUCGAAUUAUUGCGUUACUAUUGCUUGGUUUGAUGCGUUGCGUUGAGCACCGAGUAUAGGAGGAGGAUUACUUUUGUUAUUUGGACGAAUAUCUUUGGUAAUGAUACCCCUGUGGUUGCGUUGCGUUGCGUUUUUUUCUCUUUUUUUGUCCUCUCUUCUGUCUACUGUCUUCUGUCUAUCCCGCUUUCUUCUCUUAUGACUCUUUUAUUAUUGUUAUACUACUACCGCCAAGAUAGUCCACACGGACGAAACUUUUCUUUUCGAAUUACAGGUAUUCUACGUAUCUCAUGUAAAACACAUGCCUUCAACUGUUGUCAAGGACUACAUACCUCCUAUCUACCUUACCCACGUGCCUUUUCCUUACAGUGUUAUUGCUUUCUACAGCGUGAACUUUGUCUUUUCCGAGCAGGAGAGCAUGACUGCAAGGACUGAGAACAACGACACCCUUUCUUUUUUUUUUUUUUUUUUUU